AUGUCCACCUUGACAGAUCAGGAGAUCAUGAAGCUAGUAGAAGGGAUGGGGCAAGAAGAUGUUACGAAUAAGCCACUUAUCAGCGCCCCUGUCCCUCUUCUGGUCAUCCGCGAAGAAUACCAGAACGGCUCGGUGCAGGUCUUGAAGAAACUGGACUGGCUUCAGGAGCAAGGCUGGGACCAAGUCUGGCGAGCAAGAGGGGAUGGAGACUGUUUCUACCGAUCCUUCACGAUAGCAUACCUGCUGAGAAUACUACACGACGCCUACUCGGCAACAGCGGCGGACCAAGCACUGGAGACAGUGUCAAAGGCGAUGCCGUCGAUGAAGUCGUGCGGGUUCGACAUGGAAUUGGCACAAGACUUCAUCGACCCCUUCCUCGACAUACUCCGCUCCUUCAAGGCGAAGGAUACCGCCGAUCGGCCAUCCGAGUACUCUUUAAUCCAAUUGCUGCAAGACCCAGAACGGAGUAACAGCAUUGUCGUGGCUCUCCGUCUUGUCACUUCCGCCUACAUCCGCACCCACGCCGACCAAUUCGCCCCCUUCCUGUUCCACCCCAUAACCUUCGAGCAGCUAGACGAGAACGAGUUCUGUCGCUCCGAGGUCGAGCCGUGUGGCAAAGAGGCGGAUCAGGUGCAGAUCACGGCGUUGUCCGAGGCGCUGGAUGUGGGUGUGAGGAUCGCGUAUCUGGAUAGAAGCGAUGUAGGGGCCGGAGGGGACGGCGGGGAUGUAAUAAAUUGGGUGGAGAGUGGGAAGGUUGGGGAGCGGCCUUUGACGCUAUUGUACAGGUGA
Molecule: messenger RNA, 789 nt
Organism: Dioszegia hungarica
Lineage: Eukaryota; Fungi; Basidiomycota; Tremellomycetes; Tremellales; Bulleribasidiaceae
Product: peptidase C65 Otubain-domain-containing protein
Exons: 5
Coding region: 1-789 (262 amino acids)
Biological process (GO): protein K48-linked deubiquitination
Cellular component (GO): nucleus
Molecular function (GO): ubiquitin binding; cysteine-type deubiquitinase activity
Source: RefSeq, a predicted model, not a curated record